CCGCCUCAACUUUUUUUUUUAAUCGCAUAUUGAACAAACACUGAAGUAGCCCUCAGCGGACACCGACAGGGCUGGUAUCUCCGAAGCCGAGAAGGGAGUGCUGGCCGACUCUGCGCCGCCGCCGCCGAGAUCGCCGGGUCCCAGCCCAGGAGCGAGUUUCUUUCUUUCGCACUCUUCUGUCUCCCAUCGCUCGGGGAGGAAAUCAUUUCUGAGCUUUGUAACUUUUAAAGCCAUCUUGUUGUUGGGCCAUGUAGUCUGCACAGGACCCGGGAAUCUGAGAAACUGCAGCGGCGCUGUUGUUUAUGGAGCUUUGGGCGGGGGCUGAGCCCGAGGUCUUGCCCCUCGCCCGCCGCCCGAGCCAUGCCACUACGUCUGUGCGCAGAGCGGCGGCCGCCGGGCCUGCGGGGCUGAGCCGGGAGCCGCGGGAGGACGAGGCGCGGGCGGCCGAGCCGGAGCGGGAGCCGCGGCGGCGCCGGGCAGCGCGGGACCCAGUACUAUGGCUGUGUACUGCUACGCGCUCAACAGCCUGGUGAUCAUGAAUAGCGCCAACCCGGUGAAGAGCGGCGGCGCCCCACGGGCCGGCAGCAGCGAGACACCCCCGCCGCCGGGGAGCGCCGUGUUGAGCCCCGGCAGCGUUUUCAGCCCCGGGAGAAGCUCCUCUUUCCUCUUCCCCCCAACCGAGUCGUUGUCGCCUGAGGAUCCCGGGAGCCCCGGGGGCUGGCGGAGUGGCCGGCGCAGGCUGAAUAGCAGCAGCGGCAGUGGCGGCAGCAGCAGCAGCAGCGUGGGCAGCCCGAAUUGGGCGGGUCGCCUGAGAGGGGACGGGCAGCAGGUGGUGGCCACCGGUCCCCUUUCCCCUCCAGGGCCAGAGGAGGCCCAGAGGAAGCUGCGAAUCCUGCAGCGCGAGUUGCAGAACGUACAGGUGAACCAGAAAGUGGGCAUGUUCGAGGCUCACAUCCAGGCGCAGAGUUCUGCCAUUCAAGCACCCCGUAGCCCGCGUCUGGGCAGGGCGCGUUCACCCUCCCCGUGUCCCUUCCGCAGCAGCAGUCAGCCCCCAGGAAGGGUCCUGGCUCAGAGCGAGGAACGGAGGACCAAGUCCUGGGGGGAGCAAUGUCCAGACACCUCAGAAGCCGACUUCCAGAGGAGCGCUGGGGCGCCCCGCCCAAGCCUCUCCCAGGACAAGGAGGGAGCGGCACCUUUUCCCUGCUUGGACUCCCUGUCGGGAUCGGGGGCUCAGGGUUCAUCCGCUUCCGUGACAAUUGAGGAGGGGGUCCCAGCCAGACCCCAGUGUUGCUCACCCGUAGCUGUGGAAAUCGACAAAAGGGUCUCCCCUCCUUCCGGGACUCUGAGCUGCCAAGCUCCUUCCUCAGGGCUUGUUGGAGCAAACUCUGUGAUGGCCACAGAAGUGGCAGCUAGAGCUACAUCCAUUGGGCCGCACCAUCCAUACGACCCUGCGCUCGGUGAGCUGUUUGAGCGGCCCCGGGAGCUCUUGGGUGUACAUCCCCCAGCCCUGCUGGAGAGUCAGGGGCAGUUUCUGGGCAGUGAGACAAGACCAGCCCCUGAGAAAGGGGGGCCGAGCCCUGUGGAUCCCCCUGGGAAGGUGGGGAAAGGAAAUCUGCCCAGUGGCUUGCAAGACUCCCCGGAGCCCGAAUCGGGUGGAAGGCCAGAGGAAAGGACUGUGGAGGCGCAAAGCUCAAAGCCCGCUGAGGCCCAGAACUGGUUCAGGCCAUCAGGAGACUGGGGCUCUGUAGGGCCCGAGGGGACCCGCAGUGUGGCCGCAGUGGUGGAGAAGCGGCCACAGCGCUCCAACAGAGUGGAUGAAGAAUCUGCAACACUGGGCUUGCGUGGGGGCAGCUGCUCAGCACAGCCAGGUGCAGGGGAGGCGGAGGCGGGAAUUCCCACUAGCAGAAUGCUGGAACCUUUGCCCUGUUGGGAAGCAGCAAAAGAUGUGAAGGAACCUCAGUGCCUUCUCCGGGACGGGCUGGGUGUGCAGCCUGGGAGCCCCAGGGUUUGCCUGGGCCCCAUGGAGGAAGCCUCUCUGGCCUGGACGUGUCGCACUGGGGCACAAUCCCAGGGGACCUGGGGAAGCCCACCAAAGGACAGAGUCACCCACCCCAGCCUAGAGCUGCUCUCCCCAGAUCAGAGGGACAAGGCUUCUCCGAGGGAGGCCUGCAGCCCCAGCAAUAUACCUGCAGUGAUCAUUACAGACAUGGGCGCCCAGGAGGACGGGGUCUUGGAGGAGACCCAGGGCAGCCCGCUGGGCAGCCUUCCCCUGAGGAAGCUGUCUUCUUCCUCUGCCUCCUCCACUGGCUUCUCCUCCUCCUAUGAUGACUCAGAAGAGGACAUCUCCAGUGACCCUGAGCGCUGCCUGGACCCCAACUCUGCCUUCCUCCAUACCCUGGACCAGCAGAAGCCCAGAGUGAGCAAAUCAUGGAGGAAAAUAAAAAACAUGGUGCACUGGUCUCCCUUCGUCAUGUCCUUCAAGAAGAAGUACCCCUGGAUCCAGCUGGCAGGACACGCAGGGAGCUUCAAGGCGGCUGCCAAUGGCCGGAUCCUGAAGAAGCACUGUGAGUCGGAGCAGCGCUGCCUGGAUCGGCUGAUGGCCGACGUGCUCAAGCCCUACGUGCCGGCCUACCACGGGGACGUGGUGAAGGACGGCGAGCGCUACAACCAGAUGGACGACCUGCUGGCCGACUUUGACUCGCCCUGCGUGAUGGACUGCAAGAUGGGCGUCAGGACCUACCUGGAAGAGGAGCUCACCAAGGCCCGGAAGAAGCCCAGCCUCCGGAAGGACAUGUACCUGAAGAUGAUCGAGGUGGACCCUGAGGCCCCGACCGAGGAGGAGAAGGCCCAGCGGGCUGUGACCAAGCCUCGGUACAUGCAGUGGAGGGAGACCAUCAGCUCCACUGCCACGCUCGGGUUCAGGAUUGAAGGCAUCAAGAAAGAAGAUGGCUCUGUGAACCGGGACUUUAAGAAGACCAAAACUCGGGAGCAGGUCAUCGAGGCCUUCAGAGAGUUCACUAAAGGGAACCGGAACAUCCUGAUCGCCUACCGGGACCGGCUGAAGGACAUUCGGGCCACCCUGGAAGUUUCUCCCUUCUUCAAGAGCCACGAGGUCAUUGGCAGCUCGCUCCUGUUCAUCCACGACAAGAAGGAACAGGCCAAGGUGUGGAUGAUCGACUUUGGGAAAACCACGCCCCUGCCCGAGGGCCAGACCCUGCGGCACGACGUCCCCUGGCAGGAAGGCAACCGGGAGGACGGCUACCUCUCGGGCCUGAACAACCUCGUGGACAUCCUGUCCGAAAUGUGCCAGGGCCCGGGCUCCCCCUAGUGCCCACCUGUGCCCACCCCACCCUGUCCCCGGCCUCUCCCUCCCUCUUGUCUGCCCUUCUCCUUCUCAAUUCUUCUCUCACAUCUACCUGGGUGCAAGCCCCAGAACUGACCCUCCCAAACUGCACUACAAGACACUUUGUAGAAGAGGAGAGGAGACUUCUAGUUACUUCCUGUCUGAGGGGCUUCAGCACCGUGGCUUCCGCUCCUCUCUGUACGUAGGGUCUCCUAGCAGAGCAGGGCCCGAGCAGGCUCUAGUGCCUGCAGGGCAGGUCGGUUGGGUUUAGGUCCAGGUGGAGGCAAUGUGGCCCCGCAGUCCAGUCCCCAGCCUCUGGGUGGGCUCCCCGUGGGGGCCUGCUGCCCUCUGCUGGCCAGUGCUGUCAGUGCCCAGCACUGCCCAUUUCUGCCCCCUCCUCCCAGCCUGGCGAGGGGGUGCUGUGUAAGAGCCCACGUGCCAGCAGGUGCCUGGUGCCAGGCUUUCUCGUGGUUGGGGUACCACAUGUCGGCCACAAGCAGAACACCCCCUGAUUAGCAAGCAGCCCAGGUGGUCCAGAGAUGCAUGCUGGCCUUCAUGGACCCUUUAGGGGCUGGUGUUGGAAACUUCCAGCUUUGGCCCAGACCCGGGAGGGAGCCAGGAGGAGGUCAGAGCUGACCAGGCUGUGCUCUCUGACAUUGGCCUCCCUCCUGGGUGCGGCAGGAGCCGUGGCCUUUCACCUUGACCAUCACCCACAGAUUGGGAGGGCCUCUGCAAACCUGAGCUGCCAGGGCUGCAGCCACCACCUGAGCCACUGUGCCUCCCACGCCCCACCUGGACCUUGCUGUGACAGGGGCUGGGGAAGGCGGGGGUGGGGCGUGGGGCACAGGCAGCCCCCAGUGUGAGAGAGACAGAACCUACAUGGGGCACCCCCCUCACACACCCCCACCUCUCCCACCUCCCUGGUAACACAAAGCUGCCCUGCCUGUGCCUGAGGCCCAGGGUCCCCCGCAGGUACAGGCAGGGCUUCAGGCCAGCGGCUGGGCAGGGAGGAAGCAGGAGGAGACUGACUUCCUGGCCCCUGGGUUUUCCCCUGAGAUGAGUCUUACGGCCUGAGGGGCUCAGGCCUGUGUUUCCCCAUGUAGUGUGGACAGCUUCCAGGGUACAUGGUGGGCACUGGGGGUCCCCAGGCCUCUCUUCCUGGAGCCUCUAGGUUGCUGGAAGAUGCACGGGGGAGCAGUUAUAAGCUUUAUUCUCAUUGUAAAGCAAGUAAGUCUGUGUUAUUAAGAGUAAUAUCGAAUUUGCAUGACUUUUAAAGACAGGAUUCCAGCUCUGGCCACUUGGAGUGGUGCCCCAGGGGCCCCACCUUUGUUGUCGGAGGAGAUUUGGGGACCAGGCCAGCAGGCACUUGGGGCCAGUUGCUCCGUAGGGAGCUGCUGCAGGGACACUGUGAAGACAGUGGGUGCCCAGGUGUGUGUGCCCAGGGGGACCAAUCCGGAGAGAGGGCUUCGUAGGCCACCUCCCUGUCACCCCAGGGUCUGGGGGAACUGUCAACUCACCCAUGUGACACAUGUGCUUCCCCUUUCACGUUGGGUGAGUGACGGUUGGUGGGGGCAGAGGGUGGUACAGGAGGAUGUGUGAGCUCAGAUUUUUAAAAGGAAAUCACGUUUCAACUUCCUGGCUCUUGUUCAAAAUAGUGGUGACCUGUGCAGGCUGACUUGCUAAAGGUCACAGCCCCGCCCCUUCGGAGCACAAGAGACCUUGUGACAGCAUGUGACCCUGGCAGGCAGGAGCCAGGGGAGCCGUAUGCACCCGUGGGCUACAGGGACCCCACCCCGGUAGUCCAUGGGCAGCUCCCUGCAGGGAGGGGUGUCAUUAAUUUAAAUGUCAAGGUCCUACAACUGUGGGCUGUCCAAAAGCUACCUUCCUCCUAUCUAUGAGAACAGUUCGCAGAAGCAAAUUAAUGCUAUGAACAAAAAUUACACGGGACCAGCUCCACCUACUUCCAGAGAACAAACAAACACUUUAAGCAGGCACCAGUUGUUUGCAAAUGAUGUGCUAAUAUGCAAAUGAUUUGUUUAUUAAAGGAGACCCAUGGGGCUUCCUACCGGCAAUCCUUUGCUUUGGGGUUACAUUUAUAUGUGAAAGUGGCAUAUUUUUAGGGUUAUUCUGUUACUUAGGGUUUCGGGUUUUGUAUUUACUGACCUUAGUCUCUUCCACACCUAGUCUCUCUACCCUUUCUCCCCUCUGACCUUUCACCCUCCUCGUGUGGAUCCUGGAAUGGAAUUUUCUAAAACCCCAGCCGAAGCUGCCUGAAAGGCCCUCCCCACCCAGCCCCGUCGUACGGCAGGGCCUCCUGGGACCCCAGCCCUGCAGGUGCCACGCGGGCGGGCGUCUGUACUGCCCGGUCCUCGCGCUCCCCACCCUGCCCCCCGCCACCCCGUGCAAUCCCGGUGUUCAGUACGGCUUCGCCUUUGAGGGAGCUUUCUCAACUGCUCGUCCCAGACUUGCCUUUCGUGUCUCGUAAGAGGUUUUUAAGUUAUAUUUAUUUUGUUGGGUUUUUUUAAUUGCACAAAACACUAAGACUGAGAGGCUGGAUUCUGUUUCUCCUCUACAGCUCUGCCUUCUUUCCGAACUUCUGCCCCGUUGGGUGGAAACAGCCUGGAGGCCGCCUGGUGCCCCUCCCCGCCCCCCUGCCCCGCCCCCAUCCCCAGGUGGGCUCUUUCCUCCCUUUGCUGUAUUUAGCUUUGAGUUUCUCCGCAUCCCUCCGGUCAACCCUUGUGUGUGUGCAGAACCCAGGCGCCCUCCUGGGAAGACAGAGUGUUCACCUGAGCCAGUGCCUUCUGUCCUGGGGGGGAGGACUCCCCGGAGGGUCCUCCCGCCUCCGCACUUCUCUCCCCGCAACACCUUGGAGAAAACUGAACUGUUACAAACCCUGCACAGUGCCUGUCAGACUGCAGACGCUCUGUACCUUCCCGAAUAAAGGCCCUGGAGACCA
Molecule: messenger RNA, 6299 nt
Organism: Artibeus jamaicensis (Jamaican fruit-eating bat)
Lineage: Eukaryota; Metazoa; Chordata; Mammalia; Chiroptera; Phyllostomidae
Gene: ITPKB
Product: inositol-trisphosphate 3-kinase B
Exons: 8
Coding region: 497-3328 (943 amino acids)
Biological process (GO): inositol phosphate biosynthetic process
Cellular component (GO): nucleus; cytoplasm
Molecular function (GO): inositol-1,4,5-trisphosphate 3-kinase activity; inositol tetrakisphosphate kinase activity
Source: RefSeq, a predicted model, not a curated record